Messenger RNA from Schistosoma spindalis, 1480 nucleotides. The record is from the annotation of a GenBank genome assembly. NCBI's taxonomy places the organism in Eukaryota, Metazoa, Platyhelminthes, Trematoda, Strigeidida, Schistosomatidae.
GAUUUAACCAAAUGUGGAUGUAAGGGAGAUAGUAAUUAAUAGACAGGGUAUAACUCAAAAAUGGUAAAUCGUAUAAUAACAAUUCAUAGGUUAAAAUAAAGCUUAUGAUAAGAGAGACAUGAAUAUAAAUAGUUUAGUUAAUUAACAAUUAUACGGUAAAAAUGUACGUGUAGUAUUGAUCCAUAAAUGGAUCACAAAAAUUACCAUUCAUUAUUCUUAUCGUGAUAUAAAAAUUCUUCCCACCUAACAUGGACUUCAAUUUCAUCAAAUGUACUUAUCUACAUUUUAUUAUUUUCAGCUCCCAACUUGGAUGGCAGAUAGACUUACUGAGUUACAAGACGCAAUUAAUUUACAAGCUGAAAAUUUGUGCAACGCAAUCGGUGUAAUACAACAAGUCGCUCAGCCCAGUUUCUUUUCUGACUUUAAUUGGGCUUCCAGGUCUGCUAAACCAGAAUACCAGGCAUUUAUCCAAGCUCAACCAACUGACGAUAUUGCUCGGAGUUUUGCUGUUGCAAUUUCCGCUACUGCAAAGCAACUGGAUGCAUUAAUUGGAGCUCUGCCUGAAGAAGAAGCCAGUGCAGAUAUUCAACGUGCUACUGUUCACAAACUUUUAGAAGCUUAUAGAUCUGAAGGAGCGAAACUUGCGCGUAUCACAACUAAACUUGAGUCAAGGUUGGCUGAAAAUCAGAGGUGUAUAGAGAAUUUUAUGGAAACUGAUCCUAAUCUGUCGUUAAACAACGACUCAAGUUAUGAGGCUCCUGAAUACAUAUAUUCAUCACCACCAUCGUCUAUUUCCUGGCUCACCUAUUUAACUAUUAUAUUCCUUUUUACUUUAUUUUUUCGACUAUGCUUUACAUUCGGUAUUGUGGAUAGAUUACAUGCUCUUGUUAAUUUUAUUUUGGCAAUAUCCACGCCAUCUGGUCGUAAACGUCGAGCACUACGCGCUAAGUAUGUUGAAGAUCUAGGAAAUUUACGAACUCAAUUAAAAAGUGUACAUAUGGUGGAUGAGUUUGCUACUUAUUCGAAACUAGAACGAAAGAUAAAACUAUUGGAACGUCAGUUGAACUCCUUGGCCCCUGAAACUCUUGUUGGAUCAAUGGUUCGCCAAGUCAGUAUCUACGUUGGAUUAUAUGCAAUCGAAGCAAUAUUUAUGGCUUAUCUAAUUUCACAUUCACCAGUUGAGACAAUUUCACCAGUAACACUACAAUCUCUCAUGAUAAAUAAUUAUUCAAUGAAAGAUCUUACUAUUUUUAUCUGUCAAGUAAUAUCAUAUAUACCUGUAAAAAUUGUAGUGAUAUGUUGGAUUAUUUUAUGUCGUUUAACUAUUGGACCAGCAGUAUCUAAAUUAGGAAAUAAAUUACAACGACAAAAACAGUCUCAAAAUCAGCAAUCAAAUCAACACUCAGGUGUUAAUUUUACUAACAGUACAACAAAUACUGUAUCCACUACUAAUUAUUCUGUGCCCAAUACAUCAUCCUAA